AUAUGAUUUCUUGAUUCUUGCAGGGUGUUGGUGAUAACAAGAGUUCAGAAAUCGGUAUUCAAUCAAAAUGAUUUAUUAUUUGGGUAUUUUGUCUUUAAUAGUUUCAGCCUAUGGAGCUGGAGAAUUCUCUGUUCUUCACCACCCGUCCAGCCUUGUCUUCAAAGGCCAUGAUAUCCUUAAAGAGAGUACCCUGACUGAUGUAUAUGCAGCAUCCCUCGGUUUCUCAACUGAGCACUUUUCUAAUUGGGGUGGCCUGUACAUAGACAAUCCUUUUGAGGUGGCUCAAGCUAUUGUUACUGUAUAUGUUGAUGGUGUAGCUGAUAUUGGGCAACACAAAGGCCAUCACUUUCCCCUCAAAACCGAUGUGAAUGAGAUCAAAGUGUACAAAUCAUUGAAAGAGAGAAUUGUUGAACAUUAUCCAGACCAGAAGACUAACUUGGUGAGGAUUAAUUUGUCCAAAGGACUGCAAGAAGUACAUAAGUAUCCAGUUUUUCAAGAUGUCCCUAGUGAGAAUCCCAAGCAUGUCAGUCAUAAGGCUCUGAAGUUGACUGUUGAUGAAGACAGGCAAUUCCUAAAGGAGAUAACUCUGUUGCAUGAAAUUGCUGAAAAAGUUGAGCAAAGAGUUGUAGAGAAAGACUUUAUUCCAGAUGUCUUCUGGUUUGAGGUGUCUGCUCUUCAUGCUGUUUCUGAUUUGCAUGGGGAGAAUUCUACUGAAGUGAAUGAAGCCCAUAGGUUAUUGAAUGAAGUUAUUCUCAGGUUGAGUGCUGCUUUUGAUAAAGUUUAUGAUGGUUUUGUAGUCAUCAAUGUUAUAACUAGUGAUGCCAGUCACACCAGAAGGGGUAGGAGCAUUCUUCAAGCAAAAGCUGGUGCUGCUGAUGAAGAACCAGAGACUGAUAAGCAAAAAUAUAACUUGGCCAGCUACUAUGGAAAGGAAUACCCAGCAAUUUUCAAUAUUAUUUUGUGGUUUGGGGUGGUGAUGCUUUUCUCAUUGAUUGCUAUCUGUAUGGCAAUUGGUGGUAUGGACCCUGGAAGGGACUCUAUCAUCUACCGCAUGACCAGCACAAGGAUGAAGAAAGACAACUAAACUCUUCAAUUGGGCUUUGAAAUUGCCAAUGUAUUGAAGCUACUAGUACUGGAGAAUAUUUCCUGAACAUUCCCAAGGCACCUGAAAAAAUCAUUUUCUCUGCCUGCAUAUCAUAUUGUCCAAUAUUUCAAUGUGAAAAUAAUAGCAUGAGUAGAUAUCCAUAAAAAAAUGCAAACAUUUUUCAUUUACUCAAAUCAAUUAAUUUUUUUCUAGGGCCAAGUUCAGUUGAUCCCUCAAAUUUUUUAUGUUCUCCACACUAAAAUGUAUGUUGUAGUUAUGUAAAUAAUAGUAUUAUUUGUUGAUUUGAUGCUCUUAGGUUUAAAAUAAAAGAUAUAGAUCCU
Molecule: messenger RNA, 1425 nt
Organism: Phaedon cochleariae (mustard beetle)
Lineage: Eukaryota; Metazoa; Arthropoda; Insecta; Coleoptera; Chrysomelidae
Source: the annotation of a GenBank genome assembly